Molecule: messenger RNA, 3066 nt
Organism: Melozone crissalis (California towhee)
Lineage: Eukaryota; Metazoa; Chordata; Aves; Passeriformes; Passerellidae
Product: mastermind-like protein 3
Exons: 5
Coding region: 1-2799 (932 amino acids)
Biological process (GO): positive regulation of transcription of Notch receptor target
Cellular component (GO): nucleoplasm
Molecular function (GO): transcription coactivator activity
Source: RefSeq, a predicted model, not a curated record
AUGGUGACAUUCACCAUGCUUCAAGAGACAGUCAAAAGGAAGUUGGAAGGCGCACGUUCACCUCUCAAUGGAGAGCAGCAGAAUGGAGUUUGCGAUGGGGGCUUUUCUCCAACCAGCAAGCGGACACGCAAGGAUGGGCCAGGCAUUGAGGCAAUCAACAGCUUGCCCAUUAAUCUGCCUUUGCCUGCUGUUUCUCCUCUUCACCAGCUUGACAUGAAAGCUCCUGUGCUCCUGCAGAACAGUGGAACUCACAGGAGUAGUCUGGAAGACUUGGGUGAAAACGGUGGGCUUUCUGAGAUAAAGCUCCCUGUUAACGGCUGCAGCGAGCUGGAUGAUGGUUUUAACAUCCUGCACAACAAGGAGCUAAAGCAAGAGCCCCUGGAUGACUCCAACUGCAUAGACACUUCUGAAACAUCUCUUUCCAAUCAGAACAAGCUCUUCUCAGACAUUAACCUAAAUGAUCAGGAGUGGCAGGAGCUCAUAGACGAGCUGGCGAACACCGUCCCAGAAGAUGAUAUACAGGAUUUGUUCAAUGAAGACUUUGAAGAGAAGAAGGAGCCUGAAUAUCCCAGGCCUGCCACAGAGACUCAGGAGAGCGCGAGCGUGAAAAGUGAUCCAUCCCAUUCUCCAUUCACUCAUGUCCCAUUGGGAUCUCCCCAGGUCAGACCAUCUUCUUCCGGUCCUCCAUUUUCCAACAUCUCCUCAGGCUCCAGCGUUGCCUCAGCAUCCAGCGCGCCGCUGGCCCCAGUCCCUGCUGGCUCUCCAGCAAAUUGUGUGGUGCAGUCCCCUCAGACCCCCGGCCAGGCCCACACUCCCGGACAAACGCAGGGGCGCUCCGGGAAUGGCUUCCUGAUGAGCGCGGCCUCGGCCGUGGCGGGCUCAGGGCCUGGCCCCAGCGCUGACCUGUCCCCAGCCGAGCAGCUCAAGCAGAUGGCAGCCCAGCAGCAGCAAAGGGCCAAGCUCAUGCAGCAGAAGCAGCAGCACCCAAAUCAGCCCUCAAGCUGGUCACCAGGGGGGCCUCCAUCCAGUCCCUACGGAGCACCCUUCAGUGCAGACAAACCAAAUAGCCCAAUGAUGUAUUCUCAAGCCUUUAACAACCAAAACCCUGUAGUGCCUCCUAUGGCAAACAACCCCCAGAAGACCACAAUCAAUAACUACCUCCCUCAAAAUCAUAUGAACAUGAUCAGUCAGCAGCCAAAUAAUUUGGUCACAAACUCCUUGGGCAAGCAGCCCAAUCUGCUUUCUUAUGGCAACACCAAACCUCUGACCCAUUUCAGCACUGAGCUGGGUCAGAUGAUGGCCCCGGCAAUGGCAAACCCCGGGAAGAACACCAUGGUGCCCUACAUCCAGCAGCAGCAGCAGGCCCAGCAGGCCCAGGUGCCAGCCCACGUGGCACACCUGAGCGAGGAGCAGAAACGCAUGCUCAUCAUGAAGCAGAAAGGAAUGAUAAAUCAGCCCGUGGGAUAUGCAGCACUCCCUGCCCUUGGUCAGGAGCACCAGGCAGGAGUGCCGCGGCCCCUGCAGCCGGCGGGCUCCAGCAGCAUGGGCACAGGCUCCAGCCCCGGGGGACACUUCCUGGGCAGCCAGCCCCAGGCAGCCCUCAUGAAGCAGAUGCUGAUGGAGCAGAGGGCGCAGCUCCACGUGAUGGAGCAGCAGAAGCAGCAGUUUCUCCGGGAGCAGAGACAGCAGCAGCAGCAGCAGCAGAUCCUGGCGGAGCAGCAGAUGCAGCAGCAGUCACAUUUGCCUCGGCAGCAUUUGCAUGAGCAGCGAAGCCCAUAUCCAGUGCAACAGGUCAACCAAUUCCAAGGUUCACCCCAGGAUAUGGUGGCUGUGAGGAACCAGGUAGCCCUGCAGAGCAUGAGAACAUCCCGAAUGAUGGCCCAGAAUGCGAGCAUGAUGGCCAUGGGUGCCUCCCAGAGCUCCAGCACGCUGCUCACCACGGCAGGCCAGUCGGAUGUGGGAGUGACUCCUUACAGCAACGCCUCUGCCAGCCAGCCAGGAAUGUACAGCAUCAGCACGGGCAUGAGCCAAGUGUUGCAGCACCCAAACCAAAGUGGCAUGAACCUGGCGCAGAGCACGGGCCAGGGGGCACAGCAGGCUGCCUCUGGACAAGCAGUGGGAAUGGUUGGAAGUUUUGGUCAGAACAUGCUGGUGAACUCUGCUCUUCCCCAGCAUCAGCAGCAGAUGAAAGGACCUGUGGGCCAGGGCUUGCCGAGGCCGCAAGCGCCACGACUUCAGAACCUGAUGGGGCCUGUCCCUCAGGGAGCACAGAGCUGGCAGCAGCGAGGCCUGCACGGCGUACCUGGCAGGACUAGUGGCGACAUGGGGCCCUUCAGCAACGGCACCGCGUACGCCGUGCCAGCGGGGCAGCCGCGGGUGCCCAAGCAGCACUUCCCUCAGGGCCUCAGCCAGACUGUCAUGGACUCAAGCGGCACCGUGAGGGCCGUGAACCCGGCCCUGGGGAGGCCACUGCUGCAGCCCCUGCCUGGGCAGCAGGCAGGCAGCCAGGCCAGGCCCGUGGGGAUGCCAGCAAUGAGCCAAGGGGUGCCUGCCAUGCCGGGCUUCAGCCAGCCCCCAACGCAGCAAAUGCCAGCUGGAACCUUUGCUCAGAGCAGCCAAGGCCCGGCCUAUGAGAGGAAUCCCACUCAGGACAUAUCUUACAACUACAGUAAUGGAGGAGCAGGGGGGUCAUUCUCCAGUUUAGCAGAGGGCACAGACCUUGUGGACUCCAUUAUUAAAAGCGGACCAGGGGAUGAGUGGAUUCAAGAACUUGAUGAGUUGUUUGGAAACCCCCAGUGAAUGGGAUUGUAUAGUCUGGAGCUUUGGUUAUGUUUUGUUACGCUUGAACAAGCAAAGAGGAAGUCAGAUGUUCUCCCCAUCCCUGCAUUGUUGGUUUUUGUGUUGGUUUGGGGUUAUUUUGGGGUGUUUUUGUUUUUAACUGUACAAACCAAGCUGAUCUGUAGCCAACUUUGGAAGAUUCAGGGGACGAUGAAAACAUCAACAUCCCAAAACUGUCACCAAGCAAUCCUUGUUGUGUGGCAGUGCCCACUCUCUGUGUGUGUGCGC